AUGAAUAUUUGCGAUUUACUGAAUCAUGACGAAAGAGAAGAACAACAGCAACAGCAACACUGGAAUAUUCAGAGUCAACAGGAGCAAAUGCCAAUGAUACAUCAUCGGAAUCUACCAAAUCCUAAUCAAGCGGGAGGUUAUCACCAUCUUCAUUAUAAUUUUACUAAUAACCAUGCUGAAAUUCAGCAUCAGCAUAUGGAUUUUUCUCUACCUUCAUAUAAUCAACAAAAUCCUCGUUAUCGACAGCAAUCGCAAAAUUCAUUGUCAUCGACAGAAGAAAGAAAAUUACAUCAAGAAACAGCAGAAAGGAUUUUACGAUUGUUCGUUUGCCCUGCUUGUAAUCGAUUAUUCACCGAUCCGGUUACAUUGUCAUGUGGAAAUACAUUUUGUCGGAAUUGUUUCAAAUAUCAAUGUCCUGACAUCCAUUGUGGACGCCGACAUUCAUUACUAGAGACACGAACAGAUGUCACUGUGUCAAAACUUACUGAACUAUGCGUGUCUCAAUUAUCCCAAUUUAUUCCAACGGCACAACAUCGUCGAUAUCUUCGUCAUCUAUUACAGCAACAACAAUUUCAACGAAAUUUUGCUAAUGACGAUGAUGACCGAGCUUUUAUCUAUCUUCAAAGACAUUUUGAAAACGAAGAAUCAGACGAUGAAAAUGACCGCUUAAUGCAUAACAAUGGUAUUAAUGGUCCUUUUGCUAAUUCCGGUAACAACAGCAAUGACAAUAAUUUUAUCCAUACAAGAUCGAACUCUGCAUUUGAUACCGAAGCAUUGUUAUCACUGAAUCUGGCUAAGCUGAAACAAUCAAUAUUAUCAGAAUUAGAUUGUCAAGUUUGCUAUUCUCUGUUGAUUGAUCCAAUUACAACACCUUGUGGACAUUCAUUCUGUAAACCUUGCUUGACGAGGUCAUUUGACCAUAAUAAGACAUGUCCAAUGUGCCGACAUCAAUUACAUAUCUCUUACACUUUUUUAACCAACCAUCCGGCAAACAAAACAAUAACCUUAGUUUUGGAAUCAUUAUAUCCCAAUCAAUAUGAGGAAAGACGUCUAGCUGUUGAACAUGAACUUUACGACACGAUGGAGGAUACACCGAUAUUCGUGUGUAGCUUGAUCUUUCCAAAAAUGCCUUGUUUCUUGCAUGUAUAUGAACCGAAAUAUCGAUUAAUGUUAAGAAGAUGCUUGGAGUCAAAUCAGCGUCAUUUUGGAAUGGUCUUACCCGAAAGGAAUGGACAAGGAUAUAAUGAAUAUGGUACAAUCCUGGAAAUUAGAUCAGCUGAAUUCCUCACGGAUGGCAGAGCUCAAGUCGAGACAGUGGGUUUAUAUAGAUUCCGAGUAUUAGAACGAAAUCAAAAAGAUGGAUACAACGUAGGAAGGAUAGAAAGAAUUGAUGAUAUUGAUCCUGAAGAAGAGGAUGAGCUUGAAAGGCGUGAUUUAGAAGCCGCAGCAAUCAACAAUUCAAAUCCUGCAAACCCACCAAUGAACGAACAACCAACCGCAAGAUUAAUAAGUUUAGCACGUGAAUUCAUUGAUAGUCUAAGAAAUGGUGGAGCUCCGUGGCUACUACAACGUUUGAAUUCCACAUAUGGGGAGAUGCCAGAUGAUCCAAGUGAUUUUUCUUUUUGGGUCGCUAGCGUAAUUCCCAUCGAUGAAUAUGAAAAAUCUCGAUUAUUGGAGUUAAGAUCUGUACGCGAACGUCUAAAGAUUAUUAAUCUAUGGAUUACACAACUUAGAGAACAGUGGUGGUUUGCACGCGGAUGUUGUGUUUCAUAA
This is a messenger RNA of Ambispora leptoticha, 1773 nucleotides long. The record is from the annotation of a GenBank genome assembly. NCBI's taxonomy places the organism in Eukaryota, Fungi, Glomeromycota, Glomeromycetes, Archaeosporales, Ambisporaceae.